UUAUUUUAUUUAUUAUUUUAUUUAUUAUUUUAUUUAUUUUUCUUCAAUAAUAGAUAAAUUAAAACCCUUUUUUUUUCUUUCUUUCAAGAGUAAAUCAUGUCUCCUUCUGCUUCAGCAAGUACCGACAAUAAUACAAAGCCUUUACCAGGACAUGUUGGGAAUUUAACAAUCAAGGAAACGGAUAUGCUUAAAAAGAUGUGGGCUCGUCUUAUUGAUCUUUUUAAACAAAAAGGUACAGAAUAUAAAGCUAUAGAAAAGAAAGAAGAAACAAUAGCAAUUAAAAAGAGUGGAUGGUUCUCCAAGAAAGAAUCGAAUACAAAUGAAAAUAAGGACCUGUUUAUUGGAGCCACAAAGGAUCCUUCUUGGUUAUCAUUACCGCUCGAAAGGGCAUUACCCCUGAUUCCAGGUAAAGAACUUCGUUCCACUUUUUGGAGCAUGGUAGCUACAGAUAAUCCAGAUGCUGUUAUUCUUCGCUUCUUACGUGCUCGUAAAUGGGAUUUAGAUGCUGCUUAUAAUAUGUUGGUAAAUACACUUCGUUGGCGUUUAGUGAUGCGUCUUGAUGAUAUCCUUGCUCUUGGCGAAAAUGGUCUUCGGGAUGAACUUAAUCAACUUAAACCUAAAUUAGGUGAUUGCUUUAUUACUCAACUCAACUCUGGAAAAGCUUAUUUAGGUGGCCCUGAUAAAGCAGGACGUGGUAUUUGUUUUAUUAAUGUUUGUCUUCAUCAUAAAGAAGAUCAACCAAUGGAAAUUAUUAAACUUUUAACAAUGUACAUUAUGGAAACUUCUCGUGUUGUUGUUCAUCAACCUGUUGAAGCUGCUUGUAUUGUAUUUAAUAUGGAAGGAUUUACACUUAAAAAUAUGGAUUUUGAUUUUGUUAAAUUUUUAUUAACUUGUUUCGAAGCAUAUUAUCCUGAAACAUUAGGCUCUUGCUUGAUUCAUAAAGCUCCUUGGGUCUUUUCUACUAUUUGGCACUUAAUUACACCUCUUUUAGAUCCUGUUGUCGCUUCAAAGAUUCAUUUCACAAAGGAUGUAAAAGAAUUAUCAAAUUAUGUUGAUGUCUCUGCUUUACCUGCUAUUAUCACUGGUGAUAAAGAUAAAAAGACUUUAGAUGAGUCUAUCAAGGUGGAUCCAGUUGCUCCUGGUACAUUAGAGGAACCUACUACUGUUGCUUACCAAGAAUAUCAAGAAAUGAUUCACGAAUAUUUAACUGAAACUGAUGAAUGGAUCAAGACGCAGUCUACAGAAAAUGAUAGUAGUAUGACAACGAUACGUCGUGAAUUUGCAAGACAAUAUCGACUUGCUCGUAUUAAGGCUGAAUUAGAUAUUAGAGGUCCUACUAGUUACCAAGCAAAGGGUCUUGUCACUAUUAACAAUGAAGGUCGUAUUAUACUUGACUAUAGUAAUGAUGGUUGGGUUCCAUUGGAUAUUACUGAAAUGGUUUAAUAUUAUAUUAUUUAUUACAUUCUCUUGAUAUACAUACUUAUUUAUAUAAUUAUCUUAUUUUAUUAUUACUUUCUCUACUUUAAAUAAAUAAAUAAUAAUAACAAAAAAAAAA
Messenger RNA from Cokeromyces recurvatus, 1555 nucleotides. Its product is annotated as CRAL-TRIO domain-containing protein. Bases 97 to 1443 code for a protein of 448 amino acids. Lineage: Eukaryota; Fungi; Mucoromycota; Mucoromycetes; Mucorales; Mucoraceae. The record is from RefSeq and is a predicted model, not a curated record. The transcript has 3 exons.